AUGUCAAACGGGGACCGUGUCACCAAAAAGAAGCUGAUAUUCAAGACAAAAGAUGACGCGCUCAAGAAGCCAGUAUCACUGGUAUUGACAUUUUGGGACGCAGCUGACGCAAAAAAGAAUAAGAAUCAAAAGGCUGUGGCUUGGCGGGUUGUCAGGUUUCCUACAUCCAAAUCGGCAGCUGCGAGACUCACGUACCGCAAUCAAUACUGUUUCAUACAUCCUCAAGUCAAUUCUGGGAACUAUAUAUAUCCAUCCGUGCACAAUUUCCUCAAUAUAGGUGAGCAGACGUCUCUUGUUGAAGAUCCACAAUCUGGCGACAUCACCUUUACCGGCAAUACACCCGGGGAAAAAGGCGUUGUUCGUAUCGAUAACAAGACCAGAACGAUACAGGACAUAGCCAUCGGGAUGGGUAGUAACACGGAAAAGGAGCCCAGUAUCAUCGCCUGGUACACCAAUGUGGCGGUCGACCAGAUGGUCUCGUUCACCCCCCUUAGCAAGCUUUAUUGCUAUGUUGUCGACGCCUAUGACAGAGGACUCUUUAUGGGAGACAUAGGUACUAAACCGGCCCAGAUUAUAGACCUUCCUACUCUUCCACCCGAGACCAUUUGGUACCUCACAGUCAUCGGGACUACAGGUCAAUAUACGUUGACAAGUGAAGAGCCAGAUGACGACCACGGAGGGGAUAUCGAUCAUCAAUAG
Serendipita indica DSM 11827 is the source of this 699-nucleotide messenger RNA. The record is from the annotation of a GenBank genome assembly. NCBI's taxonomy places the organism in Eukaryota, Fungi, Basidiomycota, Agaricomycetes, Sebacinales, Serendipitaceae.